Molecule: messenger RNA, 1248 nt
Organism: Rotaria sordida
Lineage: Eukaryota; Metazoa; Rotifera; Eurotatoria; Philodinida; Philodinidae
Source: the annotation of a GenBank genome assembly
AUGUCAUCAGCAUCAUUAUUUGAACAAUUAACCAGCAGUGUAUCACCGUCUAUACUGGUUAUUGUUUCCGUAGCUAUUUUAGCUUUAUUAUUAAUAUAUACUGUUGCUUGUCGAAUUUUCUUUUCAUCAUCAUCAACAUCAAAAUCGAAAACAUCUACUUCAAAACAACAUUCAAAUAAAGAUAGAAAAUCAAAGGAAUCUAAUACAACAAAAAAACAACAAGGUGAUAUAACAUCUACGAAUAAGAAAAAAAAUAAUAAAGUAAAAAAAAAUGUACUUCCGGUUUCAUCAACAUCAUCACCAGAUACACCAUCCGAAGAAAGUGAAAAUGAAAAAACAACAUUUGUUGCAUCAUCAAAAAAAGUAUUUUCAACACCACCACCACCAAGCAAAACAUCGACAGGCAAAAAAGUAGCUGUUGCUGAUGAAAAUAAUAAGAUUAGUGCUUCAACAAAUAUAAUUAAAACAUCAUCAACUAAACAACAACAACAACAACAACCAGCAUCUGUACGCACUGAAAAUGUUGAAGGAUCAGCUGUAGGACAAAAUGGAGAUAAUAAAAACAAACAAUUGAAAACUAAUACUACAAUUGCAUCUAACAAACAAAAAUCAUCAGGCAAAGGCGACGGUAAUACCAAGGUCAAUGCUGGAAAUUUAAAGAAAAAUGAAUCUGUAGCUGUUAAUACAGAGACUAAACGUAACUUGACUGUUGAUGGUGAAGCUGGUACUGAUCAAGAAGAUGAAGGACAAUGGCUUACACAAGGCAGUAAACAGGUUAAUCAUCGUAAUCGAAAUAAAGGUAAAACUGAAUUAUCCAAUACUAAUAAUCAAACAUUAUCAAAUCAUAAUGUUACAUCCGAACAACGAUCAAUCCCAACAAUAUCAAAUAGCAAUAUUUUAUCAUCAAUAAAUAAUAAUGAAUUAAAUGUUGAAACAACAACAACAACAACACCAUUAAUAAAUAAUUCAAUAUCAUCAAUUGAAAAUCUCGAACCAAUUGAAAUUUGUCAAUUAUUACCAACAAAUGAAAAUCUUUAUACAUCUAAUGAUAAUUGGUGGAAACAAGCAUUAAAUAAACAACAAACAUUUUCUAUUGAUGAUAUUGGUGAAUGGCCUGAACGUGAACAAGAUGAACAAUAUAUUGUUCAAAUAAAACGAAUUAUACCUGUUAAAAAAUUAAAUGAAAAACAAAAUUCUGAUGAACAAUUAAAUUCUAAUGAAUCAAUAAAAUCUACAAUAAUAUCUUAG